This is a messenger RNA of Macadamia integrifolia, 1378 nucleotides long. RefSeq names its product diacylglycerol O-acyltransferase 3. The transcript is spliced from 2 exons. NCBI's taxonomy places the organism in Eukaryota, Viridiplantae, Streptophyta, Magnoliopsida, Proteales, Proteaceae. The record is from RefSeq and is a predicted model, not a curated record. The coding region runs from base 95 to 1189 and encodes 364 amino acids.
UUUCUCUCUCUAUUUUAUAUACAACGCCUCUAGCUUGACGGUUGCGUGUGCUUUCAUAGCUAAACUCUCUGCUUUACCUUCCAAUUCAGAAGCGAUGGAAGCAUCUGGUACUCUUAAUCGUUCCCUUCAUAGCUUCUCAUGUAGUGGAUUUGAUAACAAUUCAUUCAAAUCCUCUGUUUGUGGUGUUUCAAUCGAUGCCGGGAAACGGUUUUCCGGUGAGUUUCGGCUUCCGGGUUGUCGUGAUUCUUCGAUUUCUUUAAAGCCCAGAAAGCCUUCAGAGUCGUUUUUUCCUGGGUUUCUUGAUAAUGGGCAUUUGAAGUAUUAUGCUUUGCCAACGACGUGUAGCAAGGUAUGUAAGAAGGAGAAAUCUGAGACUCUGACGAUUAAGAAAAAGUUGAAGCAUAUUAAAGGGUUGUCUAAGAACUUGUUGGUGCUUUCUUCUGGGUUGAGUUCUCCGGAUAUUGACAAUGAUUUUGUUGGGGAUGAUAAGAGGACGAUUUCGGAAGCAACUGAGGUUCUUUUUGCUCAACUUAAAAAAUUAAGAGUAGAGGAAAAAGAACUGAAAAGGAGAAGGAAAGAAGAGAAGGCUAAAAUGAAAGCUACAUUAAUGAAAGCUAGGGAUGACAAUGAAUCAUCUUCUAGCUCCUCAUCGGAAACGAGCGAUGGCGAAUGCGAACAGGUGGUUAAUAUGAAAAACCUCAGUAAUAUGCCAGUCGCAGAACCCCAGUCAACCAAUGAAAUAGAAGGAUCAGUAACAACCACGAGCCUUCAUACCCUAGAACAGAGAAUAGCAGAGGUGAAUCAAGAUCACAGUUUGAAGAGUUUCUGGAAUCGUGACAGUAAGGGUGAAGGAAGCAGUGUAGUUGUGGGGGCAUCAGUAGAGAAGAUUGAGGUUUGCAUGGGAGGGAAGUGCAAGAAAUUGGGAGCUCCAACAUUGUUGGAGGAAUUUCAGACGAGGGUUGGUGUGGAGGGGGCUGUUGUUGGAUGCAAGUGCAUGGGAAAGUGCACAGAUGGUCCUAAUGUGAGGGUCUUGAAUGUAUGUGAUAAGAACUCCUCUGAUGGAAUGGAGAGAUCUGUUAGACCUGCAACUAAUCCUGUGUGUCUUGGUGUGGGAUUGGAGAAUGUAGGUGACAUCGUGGCUAAUUUUUUUGGAGAUGGGAGCAAGGAUAUGGGUCUGAUGGCAACUUAGAAGGACUGUAUCUAAUUCAAGAAAGGAAAAAAAUCAAGAAAGGAUGAAAAAGAAAGAAAAGAGUUUGUGUUUGUGGGGUGAAUCUAACAGUGAUAUGUAGAAAGUAUAGCUUUUAGCUUUGGAAAUUCUAACCAUGUAGACUACUUAAAAGCUUGCAAAUGAAUUGAUUAUGCUUAUAUUUUUAGUAAA